UACUAUGUCCAGGAGUGCUGGGGAUGGUAUAUGCGAUGUGUUGUUGAAUGCUGAGGUCAUUGAUGUUGUUGGUGUGGUAUGCUGGGUGAUUUGGAUGGUUGACAAAAAAGAUGUUAUGAUGGGAAGCUUGGAUGAAGCAUGA
Messenger RNA from Acaulospora morrowiae, 142 nucleotides. The record is from the annotation of a GenBank genome assembly. Lineage: Eukaryota; Fungi; Glomeromycota; Glomeromycetes; Diversisporales; Acaulosporaceae.